UGAAACUUCUUUAUAUAUUGCAUAAUAAAGCAUUUUAACGUUCGUAUGUAAGCUGCACAGGAUUAUAGAAACACGUCUGCGUUUGAUGGCCUUUCUGUACAGAAACAGACAUCUUCAAAUCGCGUGCUCCUGCAAAGCUUCAUUAUGUAUUUAAAGUGAAGGGAAGUACACGGCUUCUGCGUUUGCAAAUGACCGUGAGCUUUUAGAUCAGCCGUUUUACGAGCGAUGGUUUGGGAAAUGAAAGAGUAAAGCAGAGGUCUGCGUGUCUGUCGGCCGUACGCAGCGCUUCCCUCGGGGCUCCGACGCUGGGAACGUUUGAUGUGCUGAGAGCUGCGGAGGCCAGGUGUGUAAAACUGUAAAUUUGCCUCCUAAAUACAAACAGGAAAAGUGAAAGAGUGCUUGACCUUCUGCAGAGAUGAACCAUUUCGGCAGUAAACGGCCCUCUGUUUAGCUCCCUCAAUUGCCUCGUUAGAUUUAUUACCCUCGUAGUUUCACUAUCAGCCUUUGAAUUCAACUCAGGCUUUGAAGUUUGUCUGUACAACACCGACAAAUGACAGACGAGACCCUUCUUGCCAGGGUCUUGAGAAAUCCUGAAUCUCACAGCACGUGAUUUUUCAUAAAUGUGGACACGGUGGGCGUUGAUGCAACAGCUAUUUUUUAAAGUCUGUGUGCAGAUCUCACAGGAUUCGUCCCACAUGCCUCAGAAAGAAAGAGAGAGAGAGAGAGAACGGCUCCCUCUCUCGUCCACCGGAGGCCUGGCCAGCAGAAACAGACCAUUCUCUCUCUCUCUCUCUCUCUCUCUCUCUCUUAUUCUCUCGCGCCAGCAUCCCAGUGACAGCUGAGUGGCUGCGGCGUAAUUGCAGAGAAGUGAGGUCAGCAGGAGGCUUUUAUCAGAGAUCGCACAGCGAUCAGAAACACGAGAAGAAGAUGCACAGCGCAGACGUUCUGCCCCAAACUCCCUCUCUCUGUGCGUCUCAGUGGAAGUUUCUCUGCAAUCAUCAGGACUCAAACGCACAAUCUGGAAGCAGAAGAAUGAACAGUGUGUGACAGUGGCGUCCGUUUGUUGAUUUGUGUCAUUAACAGCAGAAACACACUGCUGCCUCCUCCAGCUCCAGAUUCUGCUGCCGCAGCAGGAGGUCAGAGGUCACGCCUCCAACUAAAGGAUUGUACUGGGAAAGGGUCCGAGCGGAUCUCCCACAGCUUGAAGAUCCAACCCGAGUUUUGCCUUCAGUAUGUGGAUCAUGAACUCCUUGAGAAACGCAGUAUAAUGCGCAAAUGGACGCUGCGAUGGAAACUGCCUGAGUUUGCGUGUGGACUGUGGCUGGUGCUGCUGGUCAGCCGAGUGUGUGAUGGAGAGUCUGUGACCGACUGCUCCAAACACGAGCGCCACACCAGGAACUACGACUACAUGGAAGGAGGGGACGUUCGGAUCCGACGCCUCUACAGUCGCACGCAGUGGUUUCUGAUGAUCGACGAGUUCGGGAACAUCAACGGGACGCAGGAUCCCAACAACUGCUACAGUGUUCUGGAGAUCAGGACGGUUUCGGAGGGCGGCGUGUUGGCCAUAAAAGGACUGAAGAGCCAGUAUUAUAUUUCCAUGAACCGCACCGGAAUGUUACAGGGCAAAAAAGACUACAACGACAGCUGCAACUUCAAAGAAGUGUUUUUAGAGAACUACUACACGGCGUACUCGUCCGUCAAAUGGACUAAAAACGGCAAAGAGAUGUUCAUCUCUCUGUCGCAGAAGGGCCGGCCGCUGAGAGGAAAGAAGACGAGGAAGGAGAGCAUCUCUUCUCACUUCAUCCCUCGAAAGUGCAGGGAAGACGAGAAGAAGCUGGCGUGAAGGACGCUGUUACUGGAUCUGUUCGGCUUUAAUCGUCUGAUUCAUCAAACUCCGUCAAUAAAACAUUCAUUCUUUCACACACACACACACAGAGUCUGGUUAGCUAUCCUUGUAGGGACUCUCCAUAGGCGUAAUGGUUUUUAUACUGUACAAACCGUAUUUUCAAUCACCCUACACCUAACCCUACCCCUUACAGGAAACUUUCUGCAUUUUUACUUUCUCAAAAAAACUCACUCUGUAUAAUUUAUAAGCUUUUGUACCCAUGGGGACCUCAAUUUAGGUCCCCACCGUGACACACACACACACACACACACACACACGCACAGAAGAAGCAGUUGGUAAAUCACGUUCAUAUAUGAAAGUGUUUUGGACUCAUGUAAACUAACAGUUAUAAAUACUCAUCUGUAUUUUGAGAUGAAGCUAUUUUUAUGUUUCGGAGAGAUGUUUAUGUUUUUGUUCAUGGCACUUUCACCACCAUUAGAGCCCAAAACAAUGAAAACAAAAAAUAAACACUGCAUUUAUAUGGAUGAACAUUUUCAAUAAAUACGGCAGCGCUGUGUGUUAAAUAUCACAGUUUAUAUCGCUCCAUUUAUACUGCAUAAAUACAUUCACAUUCAAUCAACAUUUUCAUCUAGUUUGAGACAUUCCUUUCUCAUUUCCAGCCCUCAAUUCUACAAUUCAGUGAGAAAAUAAUAGCAAUUGCCUUACUUCAUUUUGAUGCAUGCGAUUGACAUUCACGUCAGUGAGUGAUUCAUCAGUUCUAAGAAAUACUAUGUUUGUCUUCAUAAUCUUCCAUCCAAAUGUCCUAACGAUUUUCCUUCUCGUCAUCCAUCCGCCCUCAUAUUGAGACACUUUCACCAUGCAGUCAGUUGGAGUAAUUCUGGUAAACACAUGAUAAAUCGAUGCUUUAACGUGGGAGUCUGACCGUAUUUCGUUUCUCAUAAUCACUCGGCGCUCUAAUGCGAUCGUGUCCAUGUGUUGUUGUGUGUUAUUUAUGAUAUUUAUGUGUCGCUGGCUCUGAGUUCAUGACCGCAGUGAACCGUCUGUAUUCUGGAUCGCUGCGCUGCAAACACAAACACACAGAGUUUGCAGGAGUUUUUCAUUUGCUGCUAGAAAUCGGAGGUUUUAUAUGAUUAUAGAUCAAUUUCAAUAAACAUGUAUAUUGUACCUUUC
Onychostoma macrolepis is the source of this 3016-nucleotide messenger RNA. RefSeq names its product fibroblast growth factor 7 (gene fgf7). The coding region runs from base 1268 to 1843 and encodes 191 amino acids. NCBI's taxonomy places the organism in Eukaryota, Metazoa, Chordata, Actinopteri, Cypriniformes, Cyprinidae. Gene Ontology annotation, cellular component: cytoplasm. The transcript has 4 exons. The record is from RefSeq and is a predicted model, not a curated record. Gene Ontology annotation, biological process: positive regulation of gene expression; positive regulation of DNA-templated transcription; positive regulation of peptidyl-tyrosine phosphorylation. Gene Ontology annotation, molecular function: growth factor activity; type 2 fibroblast growth factor receptor binding.